Molecule: messenger RNA, 2041 nt
Organism: Trematosphaeria pertusa
Lineage: Eukaryota; Fungi; Ascomycota; Dothideomycetes; Pleosporales; Trematosphaeriaceae
Product: P-loop containing nucleoside triphosphate hydrolase protein
Exons: 1
Coding region: 30-1937 (635 amino acids)
Biological process (GO): maturation of LSU-rRNA from tricistronic rRNA transcript (SSU-rRNA, 5.8S rRNA, LSU-rRNA)
Cellular component (GO): nucleolus
Molecular function (GO): ATP binding; RNA helicase activity; nucleic acid binding
Source: RefSeq, a predicted model, not a curated record
CAUAGAUCAUCCUCUUCUUCCUCCAUUCCAUGUAUACCAUGCUGCGCCAAUUCGCUCGCUCCUGCCCCCGCUGCGAAGUGCGCGCCCUUCUUAGACAGCCGCCCCAGCUCCAGCAGGCCCGUUUCUAUGCCCAGAUACAGCGCGAACGAGCCGCCCGCCGUGCAGGCGGCACCCCUUCACGACCCCGCCCAGGGCAGCAUGGACACGAAAGACCUCGCCCGUCUCGAAUGGUGCUCUCCGAUACCGUCGCGCAGCCUCCUCGCCCUUCACCGGACGCAAAGCCGCCCAAGAGACAGCGCGAGCCCUUCUCACACUUGAACAGAACAAAAGCUCCGCCCAUGCGAGAGCGAGAAGCAAGGCACGGAGAAUUCAGGGCAGACAGAUCCUCUGGUCGAAGACCGGAUGGGAAGAGGCGCGCUCCCCAGGAGCCGUUCCAUGCGCUCAAAAUGCAGCGCUCGUUGCACGAGAUACCUUAUGGGCCGAGAUCCGCUAUCAAAAGGAAGAUAGCAGAAAUCGAUUCUUUCCAGAGCUUUCCGCUUAUGGAUACCGUACAAGAAGCGGUCAAGGAUGCGCUGCCUGGGCUGGAAUACCGCCAACCAACUCCCGCUCAGGCAGUUGCAAUACCAGCUCUGCUUGGUCUGCAAAAGCAGCGACGAACGAAAAGCGCGUCGGGGAACAUGGGCCCCGAAUCGUUCCUCCUCGCUGCGGAAACCGGCUCCGGAAAAACCCUAGCCUACCUUCUCCCUACCAUUGACGCCAUUAAGCGCGAAGAGGUGCUUGAACGGGAGGAAUCGGCGCGCAAAGAAGCAGAAGAAGCAGCUCAGAUGGAGGAGAAGAGAAGGGACGACAUCUUCGCGGUAGAGACUCCAAAGUUAAACAAAGCUGUCGAUCCAGCUCGCCCUCGUGCCGUCAUCCUCGUCCCUUCCGCCGAACUCGUCGCCCAAGUCGGCGCCGUCGCCAAAUCCCUCUCCCAUGCCGUAAAAUUCCGCGCCGCGCCCAUUUCAGCUAAAAAUUCGGCGACUAUCAUCCGCAACCGUCUCUUUAAUGAAAAUGGCGUAGACAUUGUGAUCAGCACGCCCCCGCUUCUGGCCAGCAUUGCGCAGAGCAAUCCCAACAUCCUCGCUCGCGUUACUCACCUCAUCAUUGACGAGGCAGAUUCGCUCUUCGACCGCUCCUUCAAACCUAGCACCACCGAGAUCCUCGAGAAAGCCACGCCAUCACUAAAGAAGCUCAUGCUAUGCUCUGCGACAAUUCCACGGUAUCUAGACAAGCACCUGGCCGACAAAUAUCCGGACAUGCAGCGACUAGUCACGCCGAAUCUACAUGCUAUACCCAGACGAGUUCAGCUUGGAGUCGUAGACGUAAACAAGGACCCGUACCGUGGAAACAAGAUGUUGGCGUGCGCGGAUACCAUUUGGCAGAUCGGCAAGGCAGCCGCCGAGUACGAUCCAUCCGAAGGCAAGGAAGCGGUACCAACGAAACGCGUCUUGGUCUUUGUGAACGAACGAGAGGAUACCGAAGAAGUAGCUGAAUAUCUGGUAAAGAAGGGCAUCGAUGCCGUGGCUUUCCAUCGAGACACCGACCCGUCUCGUCAAGCGAAGAUACUUGGUUCAUUCACCGGAAAUGAAAAAGUCAAAGACGGCAAAGAGGGCGAAGAGAAGGAAGUUUCCAAGGCUGAUGCCAGCAAACGGCAACUCCCCAACACGAAAGUCAUCGUCACUACAGAUCUUGGCUCGAGAGGUAUCGAUACCGUGGCGGUCCGGCAUGUUAUUCUCUACGAUGUACCACAUACCACUAUCGAUUUCAUCCACCGACUGGGUAGAACAGGGCGUAUGGGCAGAAGAGGCAGAGGUAUCGUGCUUGUUGGUCCUGGCGACAGAGCCGAUGUCGUAAAGGAAGUUAGGGAAGCCAUGUUCAGGGGCGAGGCCUUGAUUUAGGUCCACUUUAUGUAUUUUGUAAAGCUACGUGUAUAAUAUCCGAGCAAAGACUCACAUUGCAUCGACCGCAUUGCAUGGCGUUGGGCAACGAUACUACCUCAAAG